UUUAGCACAAUGUCCGCGCGAUAAGUUUGAAUUCCGCGUCGUAAUGGAUCUUGGGGUUGGAUUUUACGAAAACAGGAAUCGAUCGCCUCCUGUUAAAGUCCUCUCCAGUCAACUCCGGGAGGGCAAUGAACAAACAGGUCAAAAUGGGAAGAUACGAUGCACAAUAAAAAGACUGGGAUUGGCGAAGACCACGCCGCUGCACGUCUCUGUGGUGUGGAUGCAGGGCACUGUGCUGAAAGUUACUUCAAACGCCGACACUACAGUGCUGCUCAUUGACGAGACCGGGACUUUCACCAUCAAUGGUGUCAACAGUAUCCCUAAAGGAAAACCUUGUCUUUCCCAGGGCAAAUAUGUGAUGGUGAUGGGAGUCAUUCAGUCCUGCAGGCCUGAGCCGGUGCUCCGUGCCGUGAAGAUGACGGACCUCUCUGGGAACGACAUCCACAGGAAAAUGUGGAAAUUGGAAGUGGAGGACCUGCAGCAGACACUGGAAUAAGCUGUGGACUGGGCACCCAGGGGUGCUGUCACUGACAUUUCCAUUGUCCUCUUAAAUUUCCAUUCUAAAAAGUGACUGUGAGUCAGUCAUUCAAGUAUCAGUUUAAUUAUUUUGUUACAAAGUGUUUUACUAAAUGAUAUUCUUUUUCUUAAGACACAUUUUAUUUAAUUACAGUGUUCUUUCUGCCAGUUGUAGUGGUGGAUAUAUAUAAAGUUAAAUGAGCUAGCACUGCAUUAAGCUCGUUUGCCUGAUUGCUCUUGGUUACAUUCAGCCUUUGCAAGCUCCAUUCUUUGCUUACAGACCAACUCGGGACCAGGACUGACAUGGUUGUUCUUUGUACAGAUGCUAUUUAUUUUUCUAGUUUUCAUGUCACUUCUUAUCAUUGGUGCCUAAAUAACCAAAUGAAAAUAUGAAAGAAUGUGUUUGGUUUGAUUAAUAAACAAUUUGAAAUCUU
Brienomyrus brachyistius is the source of this 947-nucleotide messenger RNA. RefSeq names its product RecQ mediated genome instability 2 (gene rmi2). Gene Ontology annotation, cellular component: nuclear speck; cytosol. The transcript is spliced from 2 exons. NCBI's taxonomy places the organism in Eukaryota, Metazoa, Chordata, Actinopteri, Osteoglossiformes, Mormyridae. The coding region runs from base 44 to 493 and encodes 149 amino acids. Gene Ontology annotation, biological process: negative regulation of double-strand break repair via homologous recombination; maintenance of rDNA; regulation of sister chromatid segregation. The record is from RefSeq and is a predicted model, not a curated record.